This is a messenger RNA of Chroicocephalus ridibundus (black-headed gull), 4754 nucleotides long. It is a transcript of the gene TOR1AIP2, whose product is annotated as torsin 1A interacting protein 2. Gene Ontology annotation, molecular function: ATPase activator activity. Gene Ontology annotation, biological process: membrane organization. Gene Ontology annotation, cellular component: membrane. Lineage: Eukaryota; Metazoa; Chordata; Aves; Charadriiformes; Laridae. The record is from RefSeq and is a predicted model, not a curated record. The coding region runs from base 319 to 2037 and encodes 572 amino acids. The transcript is spliced from 7 exons.
AGGAUUAAGGGUGUGCGUUGGGGGCACAGGCUGUCCCGCCACCAGCCGAGCCAAAGGGCCUCUGGGAAGGGCAAGCGGAGGGGCCAGCACUGGCCUCCUCUUGCCACCCCUCUGCUUCACUUCGCCGCCUCGAUUGGCUCCAAACCUCCAAGACCGGGUUUAUGGGCGUUUAGUCGCAAUUGCUGAGGCCAAGACGGGAUGGUAUCUGUGAGGGGGCUCGGUCAGGCACUUGAACAGCAGGGAGAUACAUCUCCAUAUGACCAAAGGAGAAAGUGAAACAAAACGGUGCAGAAGCCAGGGCUUCUAGGAAGAAAGAAAAUGGAAAAGAAUCCAAGGGUGGAUCUGUGUGGAGCUGGGCCAGCCCAAGAUGAGGUGGAGAGCACAGCAAAGCAACCUGUGCCACAAGAGGCCACCCAAGAAACACUUGAGCACCAAGUGACAAGAAGGUGCCCUGAGAAGUCCUGCAAACCAGAGGAGGACUCUUUGGUCUGUAAAUCACCAACUGCUGACAGAGAAGAGACGAUACUGUUGGAUUCAGCUAGCCCCACGGUAGAGGAGAAGGUUCCCCAGGAAACUGAAGUAUCACCAGAAGAAUCUCGGAAGACAAGAGAUGGUGCCUCAGAGACAUCCCAGAAAGAAGAUGACUUGGAUAAAGUAGAGGAGAAGGUUCCCCAGGAAACUGAAGCAUCACCAGAAGAAUCUGGGAAGACAAGAGAUGGUGCCUCAGAGACAUCCCAGAAUGAAGACGGCUUGGAUAAAGCCAGGCUGUCCCACGAUAAAAUGGACAGCAAAGGAGACAGCCCUGUCCACCAGGGAACACAGGAGGACGACCAGGAGAGAAGCAGGCAAUAUGAAAGUUCCUACACAGCAGAGGUCUAUUCUUCAUCAAGAAGCAGAUCACUGAGCUGUGAUAGUGAAAUGACACAUUUGGAUGUGACUGCUGCAGAAGAUGUCACCAAGGGCCUCUUGGCAGAGAAGUGCACCAGUUCCCCUCUCCAAGACUGGGAGCCAGAAGAACACAUAGAGCAAGAAACACAGGAGAGCGGAUCCCAAGGCACGUUAAGGAACAGACAUGGGACCAAAGGGCACACAGCCCCAGAGCCAGAGGCUCAGUCCUGCUUGCAGAACAUCACCACCGAAAACACAGACCAGAAGGCCAAAGAGUCUUUCUUGCUGAAAGGUGAGGAAAAGAAGCUUCCCUUGUGUGUUACUCAUCGACCAGAAGGCACUAAUCCUCCAGGAACAAGGCUUGUCAUCGCGGGCCUUGUAUUGCUCAGCUUCUUCAUAUUCUGCUUCGGCAACCUGACCUCCAAGGCACAGCAAGCCCCCAGGAACCCCACGGUGGAGGCCUUUCUGUCCCAGUUUAUCCAGCUGCAGGACAGGUUUCCGGGGCAGAGUCCCCACCUGUGGCUCCGCGGGCGCAAGUUUUUGCAGAAGCACCUCAAUGCAUCCCACCAUACGCAACCGGCCAUCAUCAUCUUCACGGCCGCCCGCAAGGGUGAGCGGACCUUGCGAUGCCUUAGCGCUGGCGUGGCUGACACCUACUCGGCUGCUCUGCAUGCCAGCACGGUCCAGAUUGAUGGCAUGGAUAAAUCCAGGCUCCAGAGUGACAAGGCCAAGCUGGAGGUGGACUCAGAGCUCAGCUCAGCGUUCCAGGCUGGGGGCCGUGCUGCGGUGAUACACCGCUUCGAGUUGCUGCCGGCAGGGGCCACCCUAAUCUUCUACAAAUACUGCGACCACGAAAGUGCUGCUUUCAAGGAUGUGGCCCUGCUGCUGACCGUGCUGUUGGAGGAGGAGAUGCUGGAGACCCACAUUAGCCUCCAGCAAGUGGAAGAGAGGGUCCGUGACUUCCUCUGGGCCAAGUUCACCGACACUAGGACCCCCAGCUCAUACAACCACAUGGACUCUGACAAGCUGAGUGGGCUGUGGAGCCGCAUCUCCCACCUGGUCCUACCCAUCCACCCGGUGCAGACCAUCGAGGAGAGGGGCUGCCACGUCCACACCCAACCCAAGGGGCAAAGGCUGCCAGAGCCUUAGGAAGGGUUGGAAAGAUGGUCUUGUCUGAGUCUAGUGCAGGCAGAGGCACAGCCAGUGCUAUUUCUCUUCAGUUUGUGUCCUGUACCUUCCUGGGAAGAGUUUGACAGGUGCCACCUGGCCAGAUGAGUCUUGGAGGUGAUAAAUCACAUGCCUCCUUCUGGCAGAUGGGAAGAGUGGAUGUUUUAGACUGCUAAUUGCACAGGAGAACAUCGCUAUGUGGGGAGGCAAAAGGGAAAAUAGGACUUCGCAGGUAGCAUUUCUAUCAGGAAAUACACAAAUAACAUACACAACUAGUACACCAGAAAGGUACUUCAGUGCAGUAGCUCUUUCAUUUCUCCUUUACCCUCAGCUUGCUAUUGUUGUAUACAUCACUCUCACAAUGUACUUUGUCUAGAAGGUUUCUCUCCCUUUGCAGAGAGCAGCUGGAACACAGGAAGGUCAAAUUCCUCAAAGUCCAACAUUUUGAAGGCAUGCUUCAAAAAGAACACCAGUUUGCUAGUCAAAGGUUUGACCAGUCCGUCCUGAUAGAGUCCCACUUGCACAGACUGACUGACACCCAGCAAAGACCAAAUCCUAAAUAUAGGAUGUUCAAACAAACCUGCAAUUCUGAAAACCCAUAAACAUCGAUUACAAGAAAUUUCAGGUUGUCAGCACUUAAACACUGCAGUAAAGCAGGAGAUCCCAUAUGCCAGAAAAUAAUCUCUGAAGACAGAGAGUAAUGAAACAGAAACCACCUUAGUGUCACUCUGAUAGUGUGAAGCCUCAAGGGAUUGCACAGAUACAAGAAUGAGUACAGUUUACUGUAUCUACAGAAUACGGUUUAACUUAGUGCUGCUCUUUAAUGAAAAGUCCAUUCUUGAUCCCUUUGCCACCACAAGGCUGCGACCACCUCUUUGGUCUGAUGCAUCAGCUUUGGUCCUACAUGACAGGUUGCUCCUCAGCUGGAUCUCUGAUCUGUGCAUAGGGCAGGGAGCGGUCUACUUGCCUUUCCCCAGCUAACUUUUAUUGAAUGAAUGUAGAUGUUAAUAUUGAUAUUUAUUUCAAACUAUAUAGGGUAGCACACCAGGUCCCUGCCCUCGAAAGCUGCGUUUACCUCCCUGCUAGGCUGCUGCUGCUCUGGCACACGCCAAAGCAACUAGGAGCAGAGCUGGGAUUAGCUGGUAAAGACAAAAAUCUCUGGUGUUAACACUAAAAAUCCUCAACGAGGCAGGUUGGUUUCUUACCGUGCCUCCUCUUCUGCAUCCCAGGGAGAGAAAUCUGAGUCCUGGAAACACUGUGGAACCCCUGCACACUGCAUUUCUGCAGACACUAUAGGGUAGAGGAGCCAACUCAGGGAACACCUGGGGAGGAGCAGGGACAGGUGCAGGUCACAGUAUUUAUAGUAACCCAACAGCCAGCCCCAGGUGCCAACCCCUUGUGCCUAUGGUGCUGCCUGCCGGAGAAGGAGCAGCUGUAGCAGAGCACAGCUUAUUUCCAUAUCAGCAGCACAGAGCCUUGCAGAGCCAGGCUCUGUGUUUGAACAAGACACAACUCAAGAACACUACAGUGUUUUUACAAGCCGCGCAUCUGAGUGCUCUUUACACCAAACGCACCCAGGCGUUGGCCGGGUCUCCUGCCGAUGGUGCCUUGCUGAUCUGCCCCACUGAUGGCACAGCCGUGCACCCUGAAACCCAGCCCGUCUCUUCUUCCCUCCUGCUGCGUGCCUUGUCCUGUCGCGGGAGAUCUGUGGCCAUUAACUUGGAGGAGGGGACAAAACGAAGGAAAAGGAGGGGGUUAUUUGAUCCUAUUCUAGCCAAAGAACAGACUUUUUGGUUGGUUGGGGACAUGAAGACAAGACCCCACGGGUUUUAACCACAACAAACACUAGGCUAGAUGUGAGAAUUACCUGCUGGAGCCCAGCACCAGCAGGGCAGCCCAGGGCAUGAUUUUGUACAAGACAUGGGUUGCUUCCUCCCCUCCCUCCUUUUUAUUGCUAUACACUACUUUAUUUUGGUAACAGAAAACACUGUUUCUGCUCUGCACGGUUCAGUAUGGGUGUUGAUCUAAGAACCGGCAAAGCGUUAAUCAUGUUAUGUCAGUAUCUUGAGGGAAAUCUGUAUUUUAACAUUAUCUCACGCUCAGUUUUAUGUACUGUGUUUGUAAUGCAUAGCCAAGGUAUGCAAGGGCAACUUUACGCUGCUUGGGCGCAUUGCUGUAAGCAUCAUCCACCCGAGCUGUUCUCAUACAGAUCUAUUUUUAUGACCUUUUAAAGACAAAAUACCUGCUUGCUUCUGAAACAAGGCUUCUAUUUAAAAAUAAAUAAUGAGAUUGUGAAAGAAAACGAGCAAAGUCUUCAAAGUGUGACUGGAGUCUCAACCAGAUCUUUUUUUUUUUCUCUAGCUAUUUUCAGUUUAUUAAGCAAAAAAGAUCGUCAGGUUGGGCAAAGUUUUAUUUAGGUCAGGGCUGUAUUGUGCAAACAAAGCGAAUAUUUACUUUUUCUGGAAAAACCCCAAACAACCUUUCUCUCAGUUGUUUGGGACAAACAUUCUAGCUUUUUCAACUAAGGACAAAACUAAAAACAAACCUACAAACAGCUGCUCAAUUCAACCCAAACUGAAACAUAUUGAGGUUUGCAUAAUACUUAAUAAUUGAACUGAAAUCCACUGUUGACUGAAAUAUUUUAGAAAUACAGAAAGCAAAUAUUUCUCAUUUCAACACCCUUGAUCAAAUCAGUUCCA